GAGCGAGCGAGUGAGCGAGCGAGAGAGCUCCCCUAAAGAGUAGAGACCAGACAGCGUCCUCGCAACAAUUUGGUAACAGGGAAACUGGACGCAACUCACUUCAGACGUCAGGACAAGCCUUGACACACGGAGGCAAAAGGAAGAGGAUCAAUCCAGUAUCUGGUCUGCCCAUGAUCCAGUCCAGUCACAUAUUUGCCUGAAAUCGAGUUCGAGUCUUCUACUGCCCCAGUUUGGUUCCAUUCAACUUCCAUCACUGGUCAAGUCUCAGCUUGAUUUUUAUUUUUAUUUAUUUUUUUCUUAUUUUAAUCAUCCCACUGGGAUUUCUGACUGGGCCAGCUAAGUCCAGCCCAGUUUUUGAUAGUGUCGGGUCCAGCAUUCCAAGCUGGACGGAGGAGAGGUGAGUGAGGCCGAGGGCUUGGCCUUCGUGCUGCGACACAGAACUUCACAUCCCGUAGAGCAGACGACAGAUAGGACACCUACAGAUCUCAUGAGUCCCCGGGAGAAAGAGGACUGGGCCAACUCAGGUUCUUCUAGCAAUCACCUCAGCACCACAGAGUGCCCCACACACAACGGGAGCAUCUCAGAGGAAAGGAGGAAAAGACGAAAUGAGGAGGACCGAGGAGGACGAGAGGGAGGUGGCGAUGAGGAGGAGGAGGAAGAGGAGGAGAGAAGCAGUGAUGAAGGAUUCAUGGGAAUGACACCGCUGCUGCAGGCACACCACGCCAUGGAGAGGAUGGAGGAGUUUGUGCACAAGAUGUGGGAGGGCCGGUGGCGCGUGAUCCCCCAUGAUGUCCUUCCUGACUGGCUGAAGGACAACGACUUCCUGCUUCACGGCCACAGGCCACCAAUGCCGUCGUUCCGCGCCUGCUUCAAGAGCAUCUUCAGAAUCCACACAGAGACGGGAAACAUCUGGACGCACCUGCUAGGUUGUCUGUUCUUCCUGUGUCUGGGUCUGAUGUACAUGUUCCGGCCCAACAUGUCGUUCGUAGCUCCGGUUCAGGAGAAGGUGGUGAUCGGGAUGUUUUUCCUGGGUGCCAUUCUCUGCCUCUCCUUCUCCUGGCUCUUCCACACUGUCUACUGCCACUCGGAGGGCGUGUCCAGGGUCUUUUCAAAGUUGGACUACAGUGGGAUAGCCUUCCUGAUAAUGGGCUCCUUUGUCCCCUGGCUCUACUAUUCCUUCUACUGCUCUCCUCAGCCCUGCUUUAUCUACCUGAUAGUGGUGUGUGUUCUUGGACUGGCUGCAAUAACUGUGUCCCAGUGCGACUUUUUUGCCACGCCGCAGUACAGAGGAGUCAGAGCAGGUGUGUUUGUGGGUCUGGGUCUCAGCGGUGUGGUGCCCACCCUUCACUUUGUCAUCAGUGAGGGUUUGAUCAAAGCCACCACCAUGGGCCAGAUGGGCUGGCUGUUGCUAAUGGCAACGCUCUACAUCACAGGGGCGUGUCUGUAUGCCGCGCGCAUACCGGAGAGGUUCUUUCCUGGCAAGUGUGACAUCUGGUUCCAUUCCCACCAGUUGUUCCACAUCCUGGUGGUUGCAGGGGCCUUUGUCCAUUUCCACGGCGUGUCCAACCUUCAGGAGUUCCGCUACACGGCCGGGGCGGGCUGCGCGGAAGACGGCACGCUCUGAACGCACAACCGUGUUCAUGUCAACACAACACGCGCUACAGGGGGAGAUGCCGAUUCGGAUGCAUCAUCUGACUUCCUACCUGUGCAUUUUUGAAUCUUUUUUUGUUUUCUUGUCUUCUCUUUCCCGAAGAAGGGAUUUCUUGGGGAGGGGGGUUCAAAACUCUGACUUUAAUAGGCUUGACUUUUUUUUCUUUUUCAUUUUGGGUUUCAUAAAAUUAAAAGGAUUUAAGGUUUGAUCUGGCAAAGAGGUCUAUCUUUGGUGAUUCAAGAAAAGAAAAGCUUGGGGUUGUUUCUAGUUUCCCAAUAAUACUAAAACGCAUUCAGAAAGCAAAAAACAAACAAAAAAAGAAUGAAAGGAAUCAUUGGUGGGAAAUGUUUUUUGCCAACUGGGGUUAAAUCGUGGAGAGGUGAGAAUGAGGGUCAGUGAGGUCGGGGUUAUAGACACUUUUAGAAGAUAAAAAAUACUUUUUUUCCAUGUAAAUAAGAUUUCUAAAUUUUGGGUUAUAUAGAUUUGUAUGAAAUAUCAAUACAAAAAGACCAAAAAAAGGUAAUGUUUUAAAAUGAUGGUGAGAUAAUGAAUGCAUACGUAAAUAACUACGAUAGACGAGCGAUUAAUUAAAGAUGAGAAGGGGACGUGAGAGGAAAAUGCGGAGACAAAACAAAACGGAUGCCUCGAGUAGUUGGUCUAGCUGUGAGCUGCAGCGGGGGGGGGGUGAGAGAGAGAGAAGGGGUGAGCAAGCAAGUCUGACUAAAAUGCAGUCCAUUUCAAGACGGAAGGCCCUCCUAAACAAAAACCACUGCCUCCAGCUCGUCCACGUGAGGGCAGAAGGAGGCUGAGAGAGGAGAGGACUGAAUGUUAGGGUGUCCCGUGAAGUGCAAGUCUCCCAUGAGGCCCGCGACGCUCUCAGGCUCGCGGCGAAGAGCCUCUCACUACAUUUGUCGUCAGCUGCAGGUGUGAGGUGGCGGUGCGUUUUUGUGAUAACUCGUAGGUUGGAAGUUUUGUUUUUUUGUUUUUUUUUAAAAAUCUUUUUGAAGUUUAAACAAGAGGACUUUGUUUGAAACUUGUGCGUCAGGAGACCCUUCCUCGCCCGGGUUAAGGCUUCCGUAGCAAAGCUGUCCUCCAUGUGGGUCAGCAAAUGUCCGUUUGUCUCAGACCUGUCCUUGCCCGCAGGCCUGAUUUAUCAAGCAUCACAGAGUAAGAACACAAAUGUUAAAGUGGCUCAUUUGCAUAUUUGUGCUUGCAACCACAUCCAUAAACCAAAGUUGCAAUGUACUACACAAAAAAAAAGUCGGAAAAUUUUGGGGUGCCCCAAUUUUUCCCAGAUUAUAAUAGUUGUAAACCCAUAAACCCGUUCCCGUCAUUACUCAAGGCAUAAAUGUUAUAAAUAUAAUUUUCAUUGUGUUUUUUUUUAAACUUUGCUUAGGGUGAGGGUGUAGGAUAACUCGAGUCUAAGAUUAGUUUUAUUUUUCCAAAUGAGGCCCGAGCGGACGUCCUUUUUAAACGGCCUGCAGUGCCGAUGCAGGACGGCUGCACCAUGAAGGGCCUUGACCUCUUACUCUGUGAGCCUUGAUAGACUACAGCUGAACUCACUUCUGCUAUGGUCCAACACUUUUUUUUCUUUUUGGUUGGUAUGGAUUGUAGUUUUAUUUUAUCCGUUUUCUUUUUCUUUUUCUUUUUUUUGGUCAUUAUUAUUGCAAGCUUUAAUUUCUCUUGUUUUUUUAUUUCUUUCUUUCUUUCUCUCUCUCUCUCUCUUCUUCCUUCUGCCUCUGUUUCUUGUGGGUUUCGGUGGUUCCGUCAGAAAUGAGUCAAGUUUAGGGCACAAGGACCAUCAGGAAAACCCCUAAACUAAUCUGAAGAUGGUUUCAGAAGGGGGUCUGCGUCAUGGGCACUUGAGAUCUGACAUGUGAACACCCUUAAAGAUGGAGGCGUCUUUCUGAAAUGAAGAUAAAGUCACAAGCUCUUCGUGUUUCGAACACCACCAUCAGUGUCACAACCCAAUCGUUUUAAAACGUUUCCCCCUGCUAUGUGGCCGUGUGUGGUGUAGUUUUUUCCGAUCUCAAUCUUGCACCUAAACACGGGCAACAGUUAAUUUGUCAAGAUUUCCUAUAUUCAUACAUUUGUUGUCAUUUUUAAUUCGACUCGAGUGCUUCGUGAAGCAUUUUGAAUUGGUGCCGGUCUCGCCUCUCCCCUUUUGCACUGCAGCCUGAUUUGAAGAAACCUGGGGGGGAAACUGCCAUUUCUCAUUAUCAUCUUCAGCUUUCUCUGUUCUUUUCUUCUUGGUUCCUCUUUUUUUUCUUUUUUUGUCAUUAUUAUUCAUUAAUUUAUUUCUCUUGAAGAGUGCAUAUUGUUUGUUAUUGAAGCACACAUAGUGUUCUGAGGGCAGUGUUUGAUUGCAAUAGACCUUUAUAUCUGCUGUAUUGUUCUAAUAAAAAGGUUUUUUGAAU
Messenger RNA from Lampris incognitus (smalleye Pacific opah), 4068 nucleotides. It is a transcript of the gene adipor2, whose product is annotated as adiponectin receptor 2. The transcript has 8 exons. Gene Ontology annotation, biological process: adiponectin-activated signaling pathway. Gene Ontology annotation, molecular function: signaling receptor activity. Bases 488 to 1624 code for a protein of 378 amino acids. NCBI's taxonomy places the organism in Eukaryota, Metazoa, Chordata, Actinopteri, Lampriformes, Lampridae. Gene Ontology annotation, cellular component: plasma membrane. The record is from RefSeq and is a predicted model, not a curated record.